Messenger RNA from Arabidopsis thaliana (thale cress), 1016 nucleotides. It is a transcript of the gene J8, whose product is annotated as Chaperone DnaJ-domain superfamily protein. Lineage: Eukaryota; Viridiplantae; Streptophyta; Magnoliopsida; Brassicales; Brassicaceae. Gene Ontology annotation, cellular component: chloroplast. The record is from RefSeq and is marked reviewed. Bases 165 to 656 code for a protein of 163 amino acids. The transcript is spliced from 3 exons.
AAUCCCGCUUCCUCUCUUUAUCCAAUCCAUUAAAUCCUAAAAUCCAUUAUUGAUUGAAUCUUCGAGUUACCAACAAAAAAAAAACUCUCCUUUAUUUCAGUCUUCUUUUACAAAUCAUAAUCUUCUCUUUGAUUCCAUCUUGUGAACCACCGGCAUAAGAAAAUAUGACAAUUGCUUUAACGAUCGGAGGAAACGGGUUUUCGGGUCUACCAGGAUCGUCGUUUUCUUCAUCAUCUUCGUCGUUUCGAUUAAAAAACAGCAGAAGAAAGAACACGAAGAUGCUCAACAGAUCAAAAGUCGUUUGUUCUUCUUCAUCUUCUGUAAUGGAUCCGUAUAAGACUCUUAAGAUCCGACCCGAUUCAUCUGAAUACGAGGUCAAGAAAGCUUUCAGACAACUCGCUAAAAAGUAUCAUCCUGAUGUUUGUAGAGGAAGCAAUUGUGGGGUACAGUUUCAGACAAUUAACGAAGCUUACGAUAUUGUGUUGAAGCAAAUUAAAAAUCAGAUGGAAGGGACGGAGGAAUUUGAGCCGUUCGAUGUAUACGACGAGGGAUUGAACGGAAUGAAUGAUCCAGAUUGCGACACGUGGGAAGAAUGGAUGGGAUGGGAGGGAGCAGGAACCCGUGAUUACUCCUCUCACGUUAAUCCUUACGCUUGAUAAACGAAUGAUUUCACUAAUUAAUUUCGAAAGAAAUCAUCCAAAUGUGUAUAAAUAACAAUCAGAGAGAGACUAAAAGCACAACAAUGUAAAUAAGUGAAAUUUGUCUCGGAUAAUGAUUGCUUAAAUGUGAAUAAAGUAAUCUCUCCUUUGUGUAAAAGCGUUUUUAGCUUUCCUGAUUUUGGAACUAAUCUUUGAGAUUAAGCGAAGGUUUUAUUCAAACCGUCAAGGGUCAAGUUCCACGUUUACUUUUAGUUGUGGAUACAAAAGUCACCAAAUUCUCAUUCUUUGUAACGGUUUCUUUUAUAUCUUAUAAUUGAAAAUCUAAAACAUAUCUCAAAACACUUCAAAAACACUUUC